AUGGAAUUCAUCAAUGAAGGUGAGGAUGUCCUCGAAGAGUACAAGUCCGAAAAUUCACUGAAGCACCGCACCCGUAGACAGCUUGUCAACAUAUUGGCUAGCCAUAUGACGGAAAUGCAUGGGAGGAUUCCUUCCCGUAACCAGAAGGAGAAGUUUGUCCUGGGAAUCAUUACACUCUUUCCUUCGCUGAAGGAUCCCUUUUCUCCAAAGGGCUAUCUGAAUCAAGACUUCCUGCUGCUGUUUGGUGCUGAAACAGCUUCCAAGAUGCUUGAGAAGUGGGAUACAGCAUUCAAGCCCAAGGUUAUCAAAGAGGCCAAACACCUGACUCAGUCAACUGAGCUGUGCCAACUUCUGACAGCUGCUGAAAACCUUUCAGAGAACGAUCACACCACUGGACCGAAGAGGAUCAAAGUAAGUCCCAGUGACGCAGUGGGCAAAAUGUUACACUUUCACAAGUCAUGCUGCAGCAUCGUUGAACACCUGCAGGGAAGAGAGGCUAAACAACCAUACAUCCUUGCUGUUGGCCGAACCAAAAACAGAAUUGAUGCCUUCUACAUCGUUGUGGACAAACAGCUCAUCCCCUGCCAAGCCACCAGCUUGUUGGGUGCUUUUGAUGAACUGUUUAAAUCCCACUACGUGUUCAACCUGUCUUAUGAUGAAACCCUGGUCCAGCUCUUCACUUUCAUGCAGACAACAGUCUACAACAUCGAUAUUACAACAACAGAUGAGUCCAUGAGUUCUGGGCAAAAGUCUUACACGUGGUUUAAAAAAUGCUAA
This is a messenger RNA of Anarrhichthys ocellatus (wolf-eel), 777 nucleotides long. RefSeq lists its product as uncharacterized. Lineage: Eukaryota; Metazoa; Chordata; Actinopteri; Perciformes; Anarhichadidae. Bases 1 to 777 code for a protein of 258 amino acids. The record is from RefSeq and is a predicted model, not a curated record. The transcript is spliced from 6 exons.